UGGAACUUUCAGACAAGGCAGCAAAUUCUUCACCGGUUAUGCACGGCUUAGCAAUGUAGAGUUCUACCAUACAGGCCAAGAGGGUUAUGUCGAGGAUUAUGAUCCUAGGUAUUCACUGGCAUUCCUUAGCACUGGAGCAAACACUGAACUAAGACCAUCUUCUAUAUCUCGGUGUUCUUUCCAUAAUGGAUUUUCCCCAGCAAUAGGACUAUUUGGUGCCACUGGCAUACCUGUCACAGACAAUGUGAUACAUCACACUGUGGGUCAGGGUAUGAGGUUAGCUGGGUCCAGUCAUGAAAUACGCAGAAACUUCCUGACGUUGAUGAUAUGGCCAGGAUCGUACCAGGACCGUUCUGAACCUUUUAACUU
This is a messenger RNA of Owenia fusiformis, 369 nucleotides long. NCBI's taxonomy places the organism in Eukaryota, Metazoa, Annelida, Polychaeta, Sabellida, Oweniidae. The record is from the annotation of a GenBank genome assembly.